UACUACCUUGAUUAUGCUACUGAUUCUUCUGAAUCUCCAGCUUAUCAAUAGCAGCAGCUAUCAUGACGAGUGGACAGAAUUGUCCUGUGGACCUAACGAGCCGAUUAUUCGAUUCCCAUUCCAACUCGUUAAGGAAUCAUCACAAGAUCAAUGUGUUUAUCCUGAGUUUUGCUUAUAUUGUACUAAAAAUAAGAGAACCAUGAUUGUGCUCUCUUCCAAUUCAGGUCCAAUCAAAUUCUUUGUUACUCAAAUUAUGUACGAAUAUGUAAAAAUUUAUAUUUCGGACCCGGAUAAUUGCUUUCCAAAAAUGUUUCUGGAUCGGAAACUUAACAAUUCAUCAUUUCUUCCUUAUUACCGAUUUCCUGAAGAAUCAGAAUCAACAGUAGCCUUUUUCAACUGCUCUUCGGUUAAGAAACGACAUUUGAGAAACCAAUAUCAGAUAAACAAAGAUUCACAAGAUAUGAUCACUUGUCCAAUUUACGCUUCUUAUUCUGAUGAAAGUGUCGUCAAGUUGGACCUUGCAUCAUGUACCAAGAUGAUUGAAGUCAGCGCAACUAUCGAUGCAAAUCACCUGUCGACUAAUAGCUUCUCUUUGAGUUGGCACAAAACAAAUUGUGAUGUAUGUGAAGCAAAAGGCAUGAAAUGUAGAUGGAACACCAACAGCUCCAAACGUGACAUUGAAUGUUUUAACCGCAAAAGAAUACGGAAAACUAUCUAUAUUCCAAACUCUCUUAUUUUUGCUAGUACCGGGUCAAUUAUAUUGGGGUUGGUCAUCAUUGCAAUUACAAAGAUUUAUCUACAUUUUAGGGGAAAAAAAGAAGAUCAAGUUAGAAUUGAUAAGUUUUUAGAUGAUUUUAGAGCACAAAAGCCUGCUAGAUUUUCCUAUGCUGAUAUAAAAACAAUCACAGGUGGGUUUAAGGAGAAACUUGGAGAAGGAGCUCACGGAACAGUGUUUAAGGGAAAACUCUCUAGUGAUAUUCUGGUGGCUGUGAAAAUUCUCAACAAUACACAGGGAGAAGGUAAAGAGUUCAUCACUGAAGUAGAAAUUAUGGGAAAAAUACACCAUAUCAACGUGGUUCGGUUGCUUGGAUUUUGCGCAGAGCUAGGGAAUCCAUCGUGCUCUUGUAUACAAUUUGUUUCCAAAAGGUUCACUACAAAGCUUCAUAUUUUCACCUGAUAACACGGAUCACUUCAUGGGGUGGGAGAA
Medicago truncatula (barrel medic) is the source of this 1207-nucleotide messenger RNA. Its product is annotated as rust resistance kinase Lr10. Bases 14 to 1177 code for a protein of 387 amino acids. Gene Ontology annotation, molecular function: protein kinase activity; ATP binding; polysaccharide binding. Gene Ontology annotation, biological process: protein phosphorylation. Lineage: Eukaryota; Viridiplantae; Streptophyta; Magnoliopsida; Fabales; Fabaceae. The transcript is spliced from 2 exons. The record is from RefSeq and is a predicted model, not a curated record.